AGCUUCCGCUUAAUUUUCUGUCCAUGGAUGAUCACCAUUGUGGGUCUGUUUCAUCGGAACCACCAGAUUCAGCGCCGGAAAAGCCUAAAAGCUUCUUGCUUAAGCUCAAGAUUGCAAAGCUCCGGCCACAUGUUUGCCAUUUCUGUAACAAGGAAUUCUCUUGCGGGAAGGCCUUGGGAGGCCAUAUCCGAAUUCACGUGAAGCAUAACAAAACCAGCCGAAGUAAAAGAAACAAAUCCGGGAAGAGAACGGUGGCUUCCGGUUGUUCGGGAUUGGAAGAGGUCAGUACGAAGCAGGACACAAUAACGGCGGAAGAUGAUGAGACUGAGAAGGAUCGGAAAAUUAUCAGAUGCUGUUUAUGUAGCAAGGAGUUCGGGUCGAUGAAAUCGCUGUUUGGACACAUGAGGAAUCAUCCGGAGAGGGGAUGGAGAGGGAUCAGGCCACCAAAUCUGGAGAAGAACAGCUGUUGCUCGAGUGUAUCGGAAAACGAAUUGGCUAUGGAAGUCGACGAUCAGAUGAGCUGUGCGGUAGCAGGGGAAAAGAAUUUGGGCGCCGGUAAGGAUCUGUUCAAGUCUUUCUCUAAAUGGUCUUAUGUGGCGGAACAAUAUCGUCAAGAAAACAUCUCCGAUGAGAUUCCGGACGCUGCUUAUUCUCUCAUGUUGUUAUCGCAAUCAACAGAUAAGCUGAAAAUCAACAGAGGAAAAGCUGUUGUGAAAAUGAAAAAUGAACAAGAAACAACCCCUAUGAGAUCCCUCUGGAGAGGUUCAUUCCGCUCAGGAGAGGAAAACCCUUCAUCGGGAAAAUUGGUCCAUCACAAUAAUGGGGGAGUUCAACACACUGACUGCAGGUUGAGCAGGGGAAGUAAAGCGGUGGUGCCACCGCCGGCAGCAGUGUCGCCUAGGAUACUGGACUUUGAUCUGAAUGAACCUGUUGUGGCUAACUUCAAUCAGGUGUAGUAAUAAUGUUGUGUGUUAAAUUAGCUUAUGGAGAGCUCAGAUAAACAAUAUUUGUGUCAGGUACUUUUCUUUUGAUUCAUAAUCAAAUGUUUUUCAGUAG
Rubroshorea leprosula is the source of this 1056-nucleotide messenger RNA. The record is from the annotation of a GenBank genome assembly. NCBI's taxonomy places the organism in Eukaryota, Viridiplantae, Streptophyta, Magnoliopsida, Malvales, Dipterocarpaceae.